AUGACUUUGAUCGUGGCCGGACUGCUCAUCAAAACUCGGAUCCCGCCCCGACGCGCUGCGCCACUUGUAGAGUGGGCCGCCUUCAAGGAAUCUGAGUACAGCUUUUAUGCGGUUGGAGCUUUCAUGUGUUUCUGGGGAACGUACUUUGCAUUCCACUAUCUUGCUGCAUUUUCACGCGAUAUUAUGGGGCUAUCGUACACGGACUCACUCGACCUUCUGCUUGUCCUCAAUGGUGUGGGUGCGUUCGGUCGCAUCAUCCCAGCUCAGAUUGGCGACGUCAUUGGUACGAUCAACAUAUUUGCGCCUAUGGCCUUCAUGACCGGCACUGUCAUGUUUUGCUGGAUCGGAGUUCACAGUAUCACAGGGCUGUACGUCUGGUCAGUAUUCUACGGAUUUGCUGUUGGUGGCGUCCAGUCGCUGUUUCCUUCUGUCCUCAGCAGUUUGACUGCAGAUCCGCAAAAGCAAGGGACGAGGAUGGGUAUGGUCUUCACCGUGGUAAGCUUCGCGUGUCUGACCGGAUCACCAAUUGCUGGCGCCAUAAUCAAUGCCAUGGGGGGCAGCUAUGUAGGUGCCCAAGCAUUUGCAGGCAGCUGCAUGAUUUUGGGUAUGAUCUUUGUUCUUUCGGCGAGAGUCUGCAAGACUCGAAAGAUGGGAGUUGGCGCGAUUGCUUGGAUCAAGGUCUGA
Molecule: messenger RNA, 684 nt
Organism: Colletotrichum spaethianum
Lineage: Eukaryota; Fungi; Ascomycota; Sordariomycetes; Glomerellales; Glomerellaceae
Product: aspyridones efflux protein apdF
Exons: 2
Coding region: 1-684 (227 amino acids)
Cellular component (GO): fungal-type vacuole membrane
Source: RefSeq, a predicted model, not a curated record